This is a messenger RNA of Anoplopoma fimbria (sablefish), 1491 nucleotides long. RefSeq names its product ubiquitin carboxyl-terminal esterase L3 (ubiquitin thiolesterase) (gene uchl3). Bases 94 to 792 code for a protein of 232 amino acids. Gene Ontology annotation, cellular component: cytoplasm. NCBI's taxonomy places the organism in Eukaryota, Metazoa, Chordata, Actinopteri, Perciformes, Anoplopomatidae. Gene Ontology annotation, biological process: ubiquitin-dependent protein catabolic process; protein deubiquitination. Gene Ontology annotation, molecular function: cysteine-type deubiquitinase activity. The transcript is spliced from 9 exons. The record is from RefSeq and is a predicted model, not a curated record.
CGCGGAAGCACGUUUCAGCUGUCAAACAGAUCUAGCACAUCGGUUGUAGCGGUCCAGCUCUCGGUACACAGGAAAGUAACAGUUAAUUUAAAGAUGGACAGUCCACGCUGGUUGCCCCUGGAGUCAAACCCAGAAGUCAUGACCAAGUUUGUCAACUGCUUGGGUAUGAGACCAACCUGGCAAUUUGGAGAUGUCUACGGAUUGGAUCCAGAGCUCCUCAGCAUGGUUCCAAGACCAGUGUGUGCAGUGCUGCUUCUCUUCCCAGUGACAGACAAGUAUGAGGCUUUCAAGCAAGAAGAGGAAGAGAAACUCAAGGGUCAGCCACAGGAGAUCUCUCCUGACGUCUACUUCAUCAAGCAAACUAUUGGAAACGCCUGUGGAACGAUAGGAUUAAUUCAUGCAGUGGCAAACAACCACGCACACCUGGAAUUUGAGCCUGAUUCUCCACUGAAGAAGUUUAUUGAACAAACGUCUAAAAUGACCUCAGAAGAAAGGGCAGCCUUCCUGGAAAAAGAUGAGAGUAUACGCGUUACACAUGAAUCCAGUGCACAGGAGGGACAGACUGAGGCCCCGAGUUUAGAUGAGAAAGUGAAUCUGCAUUUUAUAGCUUUUGUGAAUAUCGGAGGACAGUUAUAUGAACUGGACGGCAGCAAGCCUUUCCCGAUUGUCCACGGAACAACCUCAGAAGAAAAUUUCCUGGAGGACGCUGCAAAGGUUUGUAAGGUCUUCAUGGCUCGCGACCCUCAGGAGCUGCGUUUCACCAUCAUUGCCCUCUCCAAAGAUUCGUACUGAGGAAGCUCCAAUGUGAACCCGGAAAACAAAGAAAAAACAUUACUGCCAAACAUUCUCAAGUGCUGACAUCAUUGGAGUUUUUUCCCCACAAAUACUUUUUUCCCCACAAAUACUACUCUAAAAUAUCAGGGGUAUCUUUCUGAAGUAAUGUUCCAUUCUUUUUUUUUUUGGGUAUAAAUCACUUGAAAUUCUAAGAGAGUGCUGCUGUAAGCUAAAAGUAUUUCCUGUUGAGAUCAAAAUCUUCCAGUUCCCCCCUGCUGAACCAUUUCUAACUGUAAAACAGAUGCACUAUAUUGACACUACACUAAAGUUUGUUUACAUGGCGUGUUUGGCUUUCAAUUAAGAAAGAAAUUGAAAAAAAGAUUCCUCAGCUCGACUUUUUUUUAUUUUACUCCAAGUUCAAUGAAACGUGCUGCAUGUAGUGAUUUUGUUUUGGUCAUGAGUCCAACCACAUGGUCAAAACCAGCUGAAGAAAGAUGUUUGGCAAGGCUUUAUUCUCAGUUAUAGCUUUGGAAAAACAGAGAAGCCUGAUGCUGUUGUAUGCGGUAAUAAUGUUAUGAAACUCUGAUUUAAAAAAAACAUGCCUCCUGUAAGUGACGCUAGCUGAAUACUGCAGACUGUACAUCAACAUGGAAGGUGCCUACAUUUUUGUAAUAAGAAUUACAAAUUCUGUCAAAUAAAAGGCAAAUUUAUUAAACA